CUGGAACAGGAACUGGUCUGGAGCUGCUGUCAUUGAGCUGAGCGCACAAAGGUGAGCGCACCGUCAGCCAUAUUCCCGCCGCCCGGACUCUGUGCUCUUUUUCUCGGAGGGAGGGGAAUUUUCGGCCGCAGCUAGACUGAAUUGACUCACCUGCUCUGAGGGACGCUCCGUGGAAAUACACGCCAUUCUUUGACGGAAGAGAUCUACAACAGGAUUCAAAAUGCCUAAACCUGUAAAUGUUCGCGUCACUACGAUGGACGCGGAGCUGGAGUUUGCCGUCCAGCCCAGCACAACUGGCAAGCAGCUAUUUGACCAGGUGGUGAAGACCAUGGGGGUACGUGAAAUAUGGUACUUCGGACUACAGCAUAUGGACAGCAAAGGGUACCAUACAUGGCUGAAACUUGAUAAAAAGGUCUCCUCUCAGGAUGUGAAGAAGGAGAACCCUCUCCAGUUUAAAUUCCGUGCCAAGUUCUUCCCAGAAGAUGUGUCGGAUGAGUUGAUCCAGGAUAUCACUCAAAAGCUGUUCUUCAUGCAAGUGAAAGAUGGAAUUCUGAGUGACGAUAUCUACUGUCCUCCUGAGACUGCGGUGCUUCUGGCCUCCUAUUCGGUGCAGGCCAAAUUUGGAGAUUUCAGCAAGGAAGUGCACAGGCCUGGAUACCUGACCUCAGAUCGCCUCCUGCCCCAACGGGUUCUUGACCAGCACAAGUUGUCCCGGGACCAGUGGGAGGAGAGGAUUCAGGUGUGGCAUGAGGAGCAUCGUGGGAUGCUCAAAGAGGACGCAAUGCUUGAGUACCUGAAGAUUGCUCAGGAUCUGGAAAUGUAUGGGGUGAACUACUUCGACAUCAAGAACAAGAAGGGAACAGAGCUGAGGCUGGGUGUGGAUGCCCUGGGCCUAAACAUCUACGAGAAAGAAGACAAACUCACUCCAAAAAUCGGAUUCCCCUGGAGUGAAAUAAGAAACAUUGCCUUCAACGAUAAGAAGUUUGUCAUCAAGCCUAUAGAUAAAAAAGCUCCAGAUUUUGUGUUCUACGCCCCGCGGUUGCGCAUUAAUAAGCGUAUCCUACAGCUGUGCAUGGGGAACCAUGAGCUUUACAUGCGCCGCAGGAAGCCCGACACCAUCGAGGUGCAGCAGAUGAAAGCCCAGGCUCGAGAGGAGAAACAACACAAACAGAUGGAGAGAGCUCAGCUGGAGGGUGAGAAAAAGAGACGAGAGGCCAUAGAGAGAGAGAAAGAACAGAUGGAGAGGGAGAAACAGGAGCUGAUGAUGCGACUCUACCAGUUUGAGGAGAAGACCAAAAAAGCGGAAAGAGACCUGCAGGAGCAAAUGCAGAGGGCCAUGCAGCUGGAGCGUGAACGGAGGCUGGCAGAGGAGGAGGCAGCCAGAUUGGAGGCAGAGAGACAGGCAGCACUGCUUGCUAAGGAGGAACUGGCGCGCCAAGCCCAGAGUCAGCUGAAGAGUCAAGAACAGCUGGCUGCUGAGCUGGCAGAACACACUGCUCGUAUUGCACUCCUGGAGGAAGCCAAAAGACGCAAGGAGGAUGAAGCCAUGACAUGGCAGCACAGAGCUCAAGAGGCCCAAAAUGACCUGGUGAAAACCCGUGAGGAGCUUCGCACUGUGAUGACGGCGCCACCUCUCCCUCCACCACCACCUGUGUAUGAACCUGAUGAGAAUGAGUAUGAAGACGGCGAGAGCAACAGUAGCUACAGUGCAGACCUGCAGACAGGCGGCAUCAAUGACCACCGCAACGAAGAAAAGCGAAUCACUGAGGCCGAGAAGAACGAGCGAGUUCAGAAACAGCUGUUGGCUCUGACCUCAGAGUUGUCCCAGGCUCGUGACGACACCAAGAAGACUCAGAACGAUCUGUUGCACACAGAGAACGUGCGCGCCGGCCGAGACAAAUACAAAACUCUCCGGCAGAUCCGCCAGGGCAACACCAAACAGAGGAUUGAUGAGUUUGAGGCCUUAUAAAAUAUCCGGACCAGGAACCUUGGGAGGGAGGGAGGAAAGGCGUCUCAAAGCCCUUGUCCAUUUUCUUUCUGUCCCUUUAUCUGAGUGGUCAAUGUAAGAGGCACAUCCGGCGUACAACACAAGUACAGCAAACAGUAAUGCAACAGGUUUUAUUCAUAUGAUAUGAACACUGGUUCAACAUGCACUUAAAACUAAAUGAUUAGAAAAUGCACACAUAUGUUAACCCUUUAGUGGUGUACAUAGGAUUUCACGGUAAUACUUUACAGUAAGGUUCUGUACUGCAGCAUUACUUAAUGUAUGAGGAAUCAUCAACAAACAAUGAACAAUUUCAUUUUCAAUUUCAUUUAACAGUGUCAUUUAUUAAUAUUUGGUCACUUGUUCAUUCUUUGUUUGCAAUGCUAAUUAGUGAUAACUUUUCAUGUUUAUUUAUACAGUAUAUGUAGCCAUAAACAUUAACAGAUUGCUCAGUUAAUUGUAUUUAAUAAUGUUAACACACACAGCCUUAUUGUAAAGCAUUACCAAUUUCAUAGAUAUACUGAAACAAAUCUGCUUUUGCCAUAAAAAUAUAAAAAGCUAAAUUAUAUUUCAAUACGUGCCAACAAAGCAUUCUCCAUUUGUUAAAUAUAUGUUAGUAAUAUAAUAAUCUGGCCAAAAUAUCGUUUUGGGUUAAUAAGUGGUACUUUUUCUCCCCUUUUUUCUUAUUAAUGAACCACUCAGCACAGGGCUGGCUUGCUUGCAGUAUGAUUAAUUUUAUGUAUUGUCUGAUAUUAAACCUCUUUAAUUCAUGUUGAAUAUGACUUUUGCCAGAAUAUUUGUUAUAGUGUUUAUUUAUUCAGUCUUUGGGUUAUUAGAGGUUUAUGGGAAUUUGGACUUCUUUAUCAACGGCAGUGCAGAUUCAUUUGUUUAUUGAGUUCUGUACCCGUCAUGAUUCCUUUUUUUUUUUUUUGAAGAGAUUAAUAUGUAAGUUAUACAUAUUAUAUAUAUAAUAUAUAUAUACUGGAUUAUGUUCAAAUGCAUGCUAAAUCCUUAGAUUUCCUACAUUAGCUACAAAAUUUUUUUAUGACUUUGAACUAGUUACUGAAUGUUUAUUGCCACGACGGGAUGAAGGAAGUUUUGUUUUCUAGACUUUUGUAAUCUCGGUAGGUAUCGAAAUGGAUUUUGUGUUGGUGGAUCUGUGAGCAGAGUUUCUCACGGACUUCAUAUUUUUAUUAAAACUAUAAAAAAAUAGCACAAAUCAGGUAGUGUUAAGACACCUUUACUCUGCUGGUGGGACCCAAUGUAAAAUAUAUCCAACAGAAUGUUUUGGCGAAUAUGACAAUUUACUCAAUUGUUUCGGUGAUGCCUGUAACCAUGUGGUGCCACUUUCAUAAAAAUAGAAUAGUAUUUCAUGCCUUUUAUUUGUUUUUUGUUUUUUUGUAAAUAGGCCGAAGGUCUUAAAUGUAUUUGUUUUCUCCAAAUGAUCCUGACCGUUAAUUCAUUUUUGAUUUCCCCCCCCCCAUCAAAAUCAGCUCUUUUAAUCACUCGCAGCACUUUGAGCGCUUGUGUUUGAAAUAUUACUUGAUGUCAUCCAUACACAAAUAAGCUUUUCACACUACGCACGACCAACCAGGAGUGUUUUUACUGGGCUUAACAUGGUUUUAACCCUGGGUUAUGAAGCUAGUAACUAACCCAGGUUAAGAACUAGUUGACCCUGGGUUAACAUUUUAAAGUGUGACUUGUGUGUAUAAUAGAAAUGAGCUGUUAUCAUAAACUCAAUUAUCAACUGGAUUUAUUUAUUUUCCCCUAAACGGUGUUUAUUAUAUUAGAAAUAAAGAUUUAUGAUGAACAGA
Messenger RNA from Carassius gibelio (silver crucian carp), 3798 nucleotides. It is a transcript of the gene ezrb, whose product is annotated as ezrin b. Gene Ontology annotation, cellular component: filopodium; apical part of cell; adherens junction. Bases 221 to 1969 code for a protein of 582 amino acids. The record is from RefSeq and is a predicted model, not a curated record. The transcript is spliced from 14 exons. Lineage: Eukaryota; Metazoa; Chordata; Actinopteri; Cypriniformes; Cyprinidae. Gene Ontology annotation, molecular function: actin binding; cell adhesion molecule binding. Gene Ontology annotation, biological process: positive regulation of early endosome to late endosome transport; regulation of organelle assembly; regulation of cell shape.